Molecule: messenger RNA, 630 nt
Organism: Trichobilharzia szidati
Lineage: Eukaryota; Metazoa; Platyhelminthes; Trematoda; Strigeidida; Schistosomatidae
Source: the annotation of a GenBank genome assembly
AUGUUAUUAUUGGUAAUAACUGAAACUGGCAAGACAGUAGAGGCUAAACGAGCGAUGCCACGUGAAGAUUCCAACAGUCCUGAGUCUCACAUGACGGUGACUAAACUCUUCGUUGGCGGCUUGAAGAAGGAUGUAACUCAAGAGGAACUGCGUGAAUACUUCAGCAAGUAUGGCAAUAUCACCGAGUGUGAAGUGGUUUCCUGGAAGGAAACAGGCGAGUCACGUGGUUUCGGUUUCGUCACGUUCGAUGACUACGACCCUGUUGACAAGGCUAUCUUGUACAAGCCCCAUCACAUAGGCUCCAGCAGAGCAGAUGUCAAGAAAGCCCUCAGUAAAGAGCAAAUCAGUACAAUGAAAAGGAAGCAGGAGUCCAGGAAUGACUAUAAUAACAACUAUGGUGGCGGUGUCUAUGGCCCAAUGGGUGGUGGUGGCUACGGCGGAUACGAAGGAGGCUAUGGAGGAUCUUACGGAGGUGGUCCUUAUGGUGGAUAUGGUGCGAAUGGCGGAGGUGGUGGUGGUUACGGAGGCGGCUGGGGUCACAACCACAUGAAUGGGGAUGUCCCAGGUCGGGGUCAAGGAGGAAUGGGUGAUGGAUUUGGUCACUACGGAAACCAAAUUCGAUGGUUGUAA